Messenger RNA from Nerophis lumbriciformis (worm pipefish), 3507 nucleotides. RefSeq names its product dystrobrevin binding protein 1b (gene dtnbp1b). Gene Ontology annotation, cellular component: plasma membrane; neuron projection; cytoplasm. NCBI's taxonomy places the organism in Eukaryota, Metazoa, Chordata, Actinopteri, Syngnathiformes, Syngnathidae. Gene Ontology annotation, biological process: anterograde synaptic vesicle transport; platelet dense granule organization; regulation of synaptic vesicle exocytosis. The record is from RefSeq and is a predicted model, not a curated record.
UUACGACUUUCACUCACAGUCUGUGUGGCGGAGCUCCAGUCGCCGGCCCGGGUCUAUAUGAACCGAGCAACCACGGACGAGCACCGCCCCACGCGCCGCUAGACCAAUGGCGGGGCAGCUUCUAAGAGCCACUUCCGGCUUUUUGGCCAAUUAGAAGUGUUAAUGCAUGUGCACGGCGCAAGCGAGGUGUUUUGGCGCCCUCGCCUGGUUGGGGUUUGUAACGUCCAUGAAAAACUCACCUGCUCCUACUGAAGCGGACGUGUUUAGCCAAACUCCAGAGUUGGAAGGGGCCUCUUGUGCUUUGAGUGUUUUGAUAAGGCAGUCUGGAGUCUACAGUGGUAAGUGUCCUUUUGCCCUGCGGUGAUGUAACAAGGCGCACGAUGAACCAACACUGCCACCAUGUCCUUAAAUGGAAGGACCGUGUGGAGCUGGAUGCCGCUCAGAAGGUGGACGGCGGCGAACCGGGAGGAGCGUUGCCAGCGGGCCAGGUGAAGCUGAAAGACAGGCAGAAGUUCUUUGAGGAGGCCUUCCAGCAGGACAUGGAGCAGUACUUGUCCACGGGAUACCUCCAGAUCGCCGAGAGGCGAGAGCCAAUAGGAAGCAUGUCGUCCAUGGAGGUCAACGUGGACAUGCUGGAGCAGAUGGACCUCAUGGACAUGUCAGACCACGAGGCCCUGGACGUCUUCCUGCACUCGGGGGGCGAGGACAACAGUGCCGCCUCGCCUGAGGCGGGUCCUGAGGUGGACUGCAGCAGCACAGAGAUCAGCUUGCAGGUUCCCACGCAGGCCGAGCUGCGCCACAAGCUGUCCUCCCUCUCCUCCACCAGCCAUGACACGGAGGCGGGCGAGGAGGACGGGGACGACGAAGAGGAGCCGGCCACGAGCGGCAGGAAGAGACCCCCUGUGGUGGUGACGCCUGACGACGACCAGGUGCACGCCGACGCCUUGCGGAAAGGCGGCGAGCGGAGCAGCAGGAAAGUUUGACUUUUUCUUUCUUCUUCUCCUCCUCCUCCUUCUCUGAAAGCAAACUGCCUUAACGAGCCAUCUUGGAAUAAGAGCACACUAACGUUCCAACUGGAAGAAAUGUCCUCAGGUGAAAAUGUUGUGGUGUUAAUUGGACACCUGCCCAUGUAAGCGAGAUUGGCCUGUGCAGCAACACAUCUGUCACUCACGUUUCAGGACCAAACUUUCAACACCCUUUCCUCUCUUUUUGUACACAAACGUGUGUGUGUGUGUGUGUUUUUCCUCCUCCUGCGAUGUCACGUUGCAGCAGCUUUUCAAGCAUGUCGACUAAUCCCAUAAAUUGUGCCACACAAAAGACUAUGUUGAAGUGUGUACUCUACACACUGCAUCUACAGUAUAUAUACAUGACAUACAGUAUAUGUACAUGACAUACAGUAUAUAUACGUGACAUGCAGUAUAUAUACGUGACAUGCAGUAUAUAUACAUGACAUACAGUAUAUGUACAUGACAUACAGUAUAUAUACGUGACAUGCAGUAUAUAUACGUGACAUGCAGUAUAUAUACAUGACAUGCAGUAUAUGUACAUGACAUGCAGUAUAUGUACAUGACAUGCAGUAUAUAUACAUGACAUGCAGUAUAUGUACAUGACAUGCAGUAUAUGUACAUGACAUGCAGUAUAUGUACAUGACAUGCAGUAUAUGUACAUGACAUGCAGUAUAUAUACAUGACAUGCAGUAUAUGUACAUGACAUGCAGUAUAUGUACGUGACAUGCAGUAUAUAUACGUGACAUGCAGUAUAUAUACGUGACAUGCAGUAUAUAUACAUGACAGACAGUAUAUAUAUACACACAAUAUAUGUGGAGAAUGUACGUUACUUUGGAUGGGAGAGUGAUACUGGUGAGUGUUAUUAAAUACAUUAUUGUGGUGCGUUCAAGGACACUCCGACUCUUAUCAUUGCAUAUCUUUAGUGGUCUUUUGUUUCCUUCUGACGUGCUAGGAUGAACAUUAGCAUCCUUUGAAACAAAAGUCCCAUUUCUCCCGUCCAAAGGCAAAACCCAGUAACUCAAUUUUGGUCAAAACUGAGCUGAUAAUAAUUUUGGAGUUACUAGGACAUUCUGAACGAAAAUUGCAGGCUGGAAUUGCGGAUACCAAUUAACAUCAACAAAGCAGAAAUCAAAUCUCUGUGAAUGGAUGGGACUUUAAUAUAAAAUAGAUUGGUUUUCGUUUGUUUUAUCAAAAUCAGCUAGAAGUGAGUUACUAGGUUCUGCUUUUGGACGGGAGAUUUAGUCAACAUUAGGCAGUCAAACCAAAAUAUUUUCUUGCAGGGUCAAGUGACAUUAUUUCAAUUCAAUACUAUUUUAAUGAUUACUCAGGUGUGUCAUUAAUUCAAUUUGUAAUACAUUUUUCACAUUAUUUAUUGCACCAUUUUCAAAUAUUUUAUUAUUUCACAAUUUAAUUGAUUUAACGUAUUUUUUAACUACUUUUUUCUCGAGCUUAGAAUCCAUGCGGUUUGUUAAAAAAAAACAACAACCGUGCGGCUAAUUUAUAGAAUUUUCUUCUCCAACAGCCAUGUUUUGUUUUCAACAAAUAGCUUUCAUAUUACACUGACAAGACACGACACUAAAAAGGUGUAUUAUUGUUUGUGCUAUGGAGCCAUCUUUUGGAUGAGUUCGCUCACUGAAGGUGCUGCUGGUUGAAAAUGUACUUCCUGUUUCAUCCCCUUAAAGAGGAAGUACAUUAGUCAAUGUCCUUUCUGCUCGAACGGAUUCUUCAUGAAUCACUCCAAGCAACAUUCAUAAGUUUUACAAUACAACUAAAACAAUUCAUACUUACUAAAUCAUCCCAUUUGUGAAUAUGCUGACACGUUUAUAAGUGUCUGUUAGUAUUGUUAACUUACAGUGGCAUUCUUUUUUAUAUAAUUUCAGUUUGGUAAAUUCAUCAAGACGUCACUGUGGUGUGGAAGUUUUAAGUAUGUUUAGCUGAUUGGAGAGCUAGCUACAGUAGAUAGGUAGUAUGUUUGCCUUAAUCCUGUGAGAAUUCUGCAUGUGACUGAAGCAUUAAAGGAGCCAUAUGUAAGAAUUUCAUAUCAAGUCAUUAAAUGGCCCUGAUAUGUCAAAAGUAGGGAUGUCCAAUAAUGGCUUUUUGCCGUUAUCCGAUAUUCCGAUAUUGUCCAACUCUUUAAUUACGAUACCGAUAUCAACCGAUACCAAUAUAUACAGUCGUGGAAUUAACACAUUAUGCCUAAUUUGGAAAACCAGGUUUGGUGAAGGAACUUUAAAAAAAAAUUAAUAAGAUAAAUAAAUUUAAAACAUUGUCUUGAAUGAAAAAGAAAGUAAAACAAUAUAAAAAUAGUUACAGUGAAACUAGCAAUUAAUGAAAAUUAGUAAAAUUAACUGUUAAAGGUUAGUACUAUUAGUAAACCAGCAGCACGCACAAUCAUGUGUGCUUACGGACUGUAUCCCUUGCAGACUGUAUUGAUAUAUAUUGAUAUAUAAUGUAGGAACCAGAAUAUUAAUAACAGAAAGAAACAACCCUUUUGUGUGAA